Messenger RNA from Drosophila miranda, 1426 nucleotides. It is a transcript of the gene Yod1, whose product is annotated as ubiquitin thioesterase OTU1. Lineage: Eukaryota; Metazoa; Arthropoda; Insecta; Diptera; Drosophilidae. Gene Ontology annotation, molecular function: cysteine-type deubiquitinase activity. The transcript has a single exon. Bases 159 to 1199 code for a protein of 346 amino acids. The record is from RefSeq and is a predicted model, not a curated record. Gene Ontology annotation, cellular component: cytosol; nucleus. Gene Ontology annotation, biological process: endoplasmic reticulum unfolded protein response; protein deubiquitination.
CACCGAAGCGAUUAAACAAAAAAAGCAAUAAAAAAGGAGGAAAAAAACCAAAUUAGACAAUAUAUAACUUAUAAACUCAAGUCAAUCCAAAAUAUACAAAUUGCCCCCAUCAUACCAAUCUCUCCUCUUUACGUCUGUGUUAAAAGCCGAUCAGUAAAAUGACUGGUUCGUUCAGUGUGAAGCUGAAAUCGAAAAAAGGUCAAUUCAUUGUCAAAGAUUUGAACCAGUAUACGACGCUUGGGGAACUGAAGACGAGAAUAGCCCAGGCGACGGCCAUACAGGAACUGCAGCUGCACGUGCUGGUCGGCUAUCCACCCAAACCAUUGGACCUCUCCGAAAAUCGGGAAAAUGAAAACCUCAAGACUGUGGGCAUCAACAGCGGUGAGACCUUGAUUGUGGAAGAAAAGGCUGGUGCUGCUGCCCCCACUCCCUCAGCCAUUGCCAGUGGCAGUGGCAGUUCAACUAUGGAGGAUGACGAGGCGCUGGCGCGUCAGGUGUCUAGCGGAGGCAGCAUCGAGACGGGCGCUUUAAAUAUCGUUCAAUCGUUGGAGCCAGUGAUUUCACCCGAAGAGUCUGGACCCAACGGCAUCUUCAAUGGCAUUUUACUGAAAAAGGUGGUGCCGGCGGAUAACUCAUGCCUCUUCACAAGCAUUCGCUUCGUCCUUAACGGCAAGGUGGACAAUGAAGGCAGCGAAAUGAUGCGGCACAUCAUAGCCCAAGAGGUGUCUGCCGAUACGCAGCAGUACAAUGACGCCGUGCUGGGCAAGUCCAACUCCGAUUACUGCGCCUGGAUACAGAAGGCCGACUCGUGGGGCGGUGCUAUUGAGGUCUCCAUACUGUCCAACUACUACGGCAUCGAGAUCGAUGUGGUGGACAUACAGAACGCCAUCAUCAACCGCUUUGGCGAGGACAAGAACUUUGGACUCCGCGUCUUCCUCCUCUUCGAUGGCAUCCACUACGAUCCCCUGUACAUGGAGACCCAGCAGAACUCGGGUCCGGCCACCAUUUUUCCAGUGGAGGAGAUGGGCGUAUACCAGCAGGCCGAACAGAUAGCCAACGAGGCUAAGUCCUCGCGCCAGUUCACCAACGUUGACAAAUUCACCUUGCGCUGCAUGGACUGCGAUGUGAUGCUGGUGGGCCAGGUCCAGGCCCAGGAGCACGCCAAGGAAACCCAUCACGAGAACUUCGAGGAAAUUUAAUACGUCCUGAUUUUCGGAACCAUUUAUAUUUUAGCCUUCAUUCUGUUUGCCUACUACCUACUCACUACCUAGUGAUGCCUACAUUUCUGGCGACGGUGCACAGCCCCACCGCUUUUAGCUAAAUUAUACAUCAUGUUUUGAAAUUUUAAAUUAUUUGAUUUGCAAAAAUUAUAGUAUAUUAUAUUUCUUUAUCCCCUCUUGGAUCGCAAUAAAAAUUUACAUUUAUU